This is a messenger RNA of Paramormyrops kingsleyae, 3281 nucleotides long. RefSeq names its product sarcoplasmic/endoplasmic reticulum calcium ATPase 1. The record is from RefSeq and is a predicted model, not a curated record. Gene Ontology annotation, cellular component: membrane. Gene Ontology annotation, biological process: calcium ion transport. Gene Ontology annotation, molecular function: ATP binding; ATP hydrolysis activity; P-type calcium transporter activity. NCBI's taxonomy places the organism in Eukaryota, Metazoa, Chordata, Actinopteri, Osteoglossiformes, Mormyridae.
GGACAGUGGAGUGUGCUGCCACCAAUGGGAUAUGCUAUGGCUGUAUAAAACCCAAUCAAAGUUAGCGCCAGUUCGCACUUUCUGUCAGCCCAGUGCUCCUGCCAGAGGAGGAAAGAGACAACAGUGAGAGGGGAGAGGAAACAUUACCAGGUGUCUCCCCCAAACCAAGAGGAUGGAGAAUUCACAUACGAAGACGCCAGCUGACUGCCUGGGUUUCUUUGGAGUGAAUGAAAUCACUGGCCUCACUCCUGACCAGUUCAAGAAGAACUUGGCCAAGUUUGGCUACAAUGAGCUCCCAGCUGAAGAAGGAAAGAGCAUUUGGGAGUUGGUGAUCGAGCAGUUUGAAGAUCUGCUGGUCAGGAUUCUGCUUUUGGCUGCCUGCAUCUCAUUUGUGCUGGCCUGGUUCGAGGAAGGCGAAGAGACAGUCACCGCCUUCGUGGAGCCUUUUGUCAUCCUCCUCAUCCUCAUCGCAAAUGCCGUGGUGGGAGUGUGGCAGGAGCGCAAUGCAGAGAGCGCCAUCGAGGCCCUGAAGGAGUACGAGCCUGAGAUGGGCAAGGUGUACCGUGCCGACAGGAAGAGCGUGCAGAGGAUCAAGGCCAGGGAGAUCGUACCCGGGGACAUCGUCGAGGUGUCCGUUGGUGACAAAGUCCCCUCUGAUAUCAGAAUCACCUCCAUCCGUUCCACCACCCUGCGUGUUGAUCAGUCCAUCCUCACUGGUGAGUCUGUGAGUGUGAUCAAGCACACUGACCCUGUCCCUGACCCCAGAGCUGUCAACCAAGACAAAAAGAACAUGCUUUUCUCUGGCACCAACAUUGCUGCCGGCAAAGCCAUCGGCGUCGCUGUGGCCACUGGCGUUUCCACUGAGAUUGGCAAAAUCCGAGACCAGAUGGCUGCCACGGAGCAGGAGAAGACCCCCUUGCAGCAGAAGCUGGAUGAGUUUGGCGAGCAGCUGUCCAAGGUCAUCUCCCUCAUCUGCGUUGCCGUGUGGAUGAUCAACAUAGGCCACUUCAACGACCCGGUCCAUGGUGGUUCCUGGAUCCGUGGCGCCGUCUACUAUUUCAAGAUCGCCGUGGCUUUGGCUGUGGCCGCCAUUCCUGAGGGUCUGCCUGCCGUCAUCACCACCUGUUUGGCUCUGGGCACGCGUCGUAUGGCCAAGAAAAAUGCCAUCGUGCGUAGCCUGCCCUCUGUGGAGACACUGGGCUGUACCUCAGUCAUCUGCUCCGACAAGACGGGCACCCUCACCACCAACCAGAUGUGUGUAACCAAGAUGUUCGUCAUUGACAAGGUAGAGGGUGAUCAUGUCGCCCUGGAGGAGUUCAACAUCUCAGGAUCCAAGUACACACCCGAGGGAGAAGUUACCAAGGCUGGUGCCCGGGUGAACUGCAGCAUUUAUGAUGGACUGGUGGAGCUGGCUACAAUCUGUGCACUCUGUAAUGACUCUUCUCUGGACUUCAAUGAGGCCAAGGGCAUCUAUGAGAAGGUGGGCGAAGCUACAGAAACUGCCCUGUGCUGCCUGGUAGAAAAGAUGAAUGUGUUCAGCACCGACGUGCGUAACCUGUCCAAGGUGGAGAGGGCCAAUGCCUGCUGUACAGUGAUCAAGCAACUGAUGAAGAAGGAGUUCACCCUGGAGUUCUCUCGUGACAGGAAGUCUAUGUCUGUCUACUGCUCCCCUGCCAAGUCUUCUAAGGCUCCUGUUGGCAACAAGAUGUUUGUGAAGGGUGCCCCUGAGGGUGUGAUUGAGAGGUGUGCAUAUGUCCGCGUGGGCACCACCCGUGUGCCCCUAACUGGCCCAGUGAAGGACAAGAUCAUGGCCGUCAUCAAGGAGUGGGGCACCGGACGUGAUACACUGCGCUGCCUGGCCCUAGCUACCCGCGACACCCCCCUCAAGAAGGAGGAGAUGAACCUGGAGGACUCAACCAAGUUUGCUGACUAUGAGAUGGACCUGACCUUUGUAGGCUGCGUGGGCAUGUUAGACCCUCCUCGCAAAGAGGUCACUGGAUCCAUUGAGCUUUGUAGAGAAGCUGGCAUCCGUGUCAUCAUGAUCACCGGCGACAACAAGGGUACGGCCGUGGCUAUUUGCCGCCGCAUCGGCAUCUUCGGCGAGGAUGAGGAUGUGUUAGGCCGUGCCUUCACGGGCCGCGAGUUCGAUGACUUGUCGGUGAUGGACCAGCGUGAAGCCGUGCGUAUAGCCUGCUGCUACGCCCGUGUGGAGCCGUCUCACAAGAGCAAGAUUGUGGAGUACCUGCAGAGUUACGAUGAGAUCACGGCCAUGACGGGUGAUGGUGUGAAUGAUGCCCCGGCCCUGAAAAAGGCCGAGAUUGGCAUCGCCAUGGGCUCUGGCACGGCCGUUGCCAAGUCCGCAUCGGAGAUGGUCCUGGCUGACGACAACUUCUCCUCCAUCGUGGCUGCCGUUGAGGAGGGCCGUGCCAUCUACAACAACAUGAAGCAGUUCAUCCGCUAUCUCAUCUCUUCCAACGUGGGAGAGGUUGUUUGCAUCUUCCUGACAGCGGCUCUGGGUCUGCCCGAGGCCCUGAUCCCCGUGCAGCUGCUUUGGGUGAACCUGGUGACGGAUGGCCUUCCUGCCACCGCCCUGGGCUUCAACCCCCCUGACCUGGACAUCAUGGGCAGGCCCCCACGCUCUCCCAAAGAGCCCCUCAUCUCCGGCUGGCUCUUCUUCAGAUACAUGGCCAUUGGAGGGUAUGUGGGCGCUGCCACCGUCGGUGCUGCCGCCUGGUGGUUCCUGUACUGCGAUGAAGGUCCCAUGAUAACCUACUACCAGCUGUCCCACUUUAUGCAGUGCAGCCCUGAGAACGAGGAUUUCAACGGCAUUGACUGUGAGGUGUUUGAAUCACCCGAGCCCAUGACCAUGGCUUUGUCUGUGCUCGUCACCAUUGAGAUGUGCAACGCCCUAAACAGCUUAUCUGAGAAUCAAUCCCUGGUGCGUAUGCCCCCAUGGAGCAAUGGCUGGCUGAUUGCUGCCAUGACUCUCUCCAUGUCCCUGCAUUUCCUGAUCAUCUACGUGGACCCCCUGCCCAUGGUCUUCAAGCUGACCCACCUGAACGUAGAACAGUGGAUGGUGGUGCUAAAGUUGUCGUUCCCCGUCAUCCUGAUUGACGAGGUGCUGAAGUUCGUCGCCCGCAACUACCUGGAAGCCUAAUCCCACUACCCAUUUCCCCGUAACAAAACAAGGGACAGACAAGACUCUACUGCAGAAGAAGUGAAACUGAGGAGGAGGAGGAAGAGGAAGAGGAGGCAUGCGUGAGACACCCAAGGGAGAGGGC